CGGGGGGGGAGGGGGCGGAGUCCUGGGUGGCGGCGAUCGCCCGGAAGGGAGGCAGGAAGCGGGGCGAGCAGUUGGGCUGGCUUUGCGGUUCGGUGGCCGGCGGCGGCGGCGAGAGGCGCCCACCUGGCCCCGCCCGCAGCACCGGCAGGAUGCAGAGCGUCAUUAACACGGUGAAGGGGAAGGCGCUGGAGGUGGCCGAGUACCUGACUCCGGUGCUGAAGGAAUCAAAGUUUAAAGAAACUGGAGUUAUCACUCCCGAAGAGUUUGUGGCAGCAGGAGACCAUUUAGUUCACCACUGUCCUACUUGGCAAUGGGCUACAGGAGAAGAAUUAAAGGUCAAGGCAUAUCUCCCAACAGACAAACAGUUCUUGGUCACUAAAAAUGUGCCAUGCUAUAAGCGAUGUAAACAGAUGGAGUAUUCGGAUGAACUGGAAGCCAUUAUAGAAGAAGAUGAUGGGGAUGGAGGAUGGGUGGACACAUAUCACAAUGCAGGCGUUACAGGAGUGACAGAAUCCAUUAAGGAGAUCACACUGGAAAGCAAGGACAAUACAAAGUUACCAGAGCGCUCAGGGUCUUGUGAUGAUGAAGAUGAUGAUGAGGGAGAGGCAGCUGAUAUGGAAGAUUAUGAAGAGAGUGGGCUGUUGGAGACAGAUGAUGCAACAUUGGAUACAAGAAAAAUAGUGGAAGCUGCUAAGGCAAAAGCUGAUGUUGGAGGAGGAGGAGGAGGAGGAGGAGAAGAAGAAGCUAUCCUACAGACCAGGACGUAUGACCUUUACAUCACAUAUGACAAAUACUACCAAACACCAAGGCUCUGGUUAUUUGGUUAUGAUGAGCAACGACAGCCAUUAACUGUAGACUAUAUGUAUGAAGAUAUUAGUCAAGACCAUGUCAAAAAGACUGUGACAAUUGAAAACCAUCCCCAUCUUCCUCCACCUCCAAUGUGUUCAGUUCAUCCGUGCAGACAUGCGGAAGUGAUGAAGAAAAUCAUUGAAACUGUGGCAGAAGGUGGGGGAGAACUUGGAGUUCAUAUGUACCUUCUAAUUUUUUUGAAAUUUGUACAAGCAGUCAUUCCGACAAUAGAAUAUGACUACACGAGGCACUUUACGAUGUAAUUAGGGGAAAGAAUGUUUAUGCUAAUUAUUGAUUCUAAUUUUUAAAAAGAAUAACCCAUACCUGUGACUGACUUGUUUAUCCACCAUGGUAUACAAUUUCUGUAAUGUACCACUUCUAUCAAGUUUAUGCAUCAAAAUAAAAUUCCACUACCAGCCUUACUUUUUAAUAAAGACCUUUAUGUGUAAAAAUAAAUAAUAAAACACUUUUUUUUUCA
Molecule: messenger RNA, 1327 nt
Organism: Podarcis muralis (Common wall lizard)
Lineage: Eukaryota; Metazoa; Chordata; Lepidosauria; Squamata; Lacertidae
Gene: ATG3
Product: autophagy related 3
Biological process (GO): autophagy of mitochondrion; glycophagy; autophagosome assembly
Cellular component (GO): cytosol; phagophore assembly site
Molecular function (GO): Atg8-family ligase activity
Source: RefSeq, a predicted model, not a curated record